Molecule: messenger RNA, 673 nt
Organism: Antechinus flavipes (yellow-footed antechinus)
Lineage: Eukaryota; Metazoa; Chordata; Mammalia; Dasyuromorphia; Dasyuridae
Gene: CFAP276
Product: cilia and flagella associated protein 276
Exons: 5
Coding region: 86-598 (170 amino acids)
Source: RefSeq, a predicted model, not a curated record
UCCUGGGAUUCCAAACAAGAGGCACCGAGAUCUCCACACGCCGUGUGGCUGGUCCUGAGCUUCUGGGCGGAGUUCGCUUCUCACUAUGCCUCCUACUCGAGACCCCAUUCAAAGCCCUAAGUUCGAGAAUGAAGAAACCUACGUGGGCAAAAGGGACUGCCAGAAAGCCCCCUACACCAGCCCAAGCCAUAUUGUCCAGCAGCAGGAUCCAUGGAACCGACUCCAUUCAACUACCACUAUUGCCAGUAUCAGGAGGGAUGUAUAUUUCUAUGACCCAGAGAUCCCUUUGGAUGACUUGGAUUUCCGAAUAACAUCCUUGUACAAUCACCAUACUGGAUUGUUUCAGGACAAGGCACAGGUGUUAGUCCAUCAGGAGACUGUCAAUGAUACUCAUGGAGUCGUCAAACUACAGUACCCAGAUGAGAUUCUGCCUCCUUGUCCCCUACCUCCCAUCACUACGCGAGCAAUGAUGAGACACUGGGUCAGUCCCAAAAAGGAGUCAAUCCACAGUGUCCAAGGGACCAUAGUGGCCCCUCACACUGCAGCCACCAAUGGCGGCUACUCUCGCAAGAACGAUGGUGGCUUCUUCUCUACCUAGUCUUACUAUUGCCCACAUGAAUAACUUAAGCAACCCUUUCUCACAUCCAUUAAAUAAAUUUAUAAUUAAAUGAAA